AUGGACAGAGAUAAUGCGACAAAGGACAGUGAUAAUGGGACCAAGGACAGUGAUAACGGGACCACGGAUCGUGAUAAUGGAGCCAAGGACAGAGAUUAUGGGAUCAAGGACAGUGAUAAUGACAGCGAUAAUGGGACAAAGGAUAGUGAUAAUGAGUCGAAGGACAGCGAUAAUGGGACCAAGGACAGUGAUAAUAUGGCCAAGGACAGUGAUAAGGUGACCAAGGACAGUGAUAAUGUGAACCAGGACAGUUAUAAUGGGACCCAAGACAGUGAUAAUGGGACCAUGGACAGAUAUAAUGGGAGCAAGGACAGUGACAAUAGGACCAAGGACAAUGAUAAUGGGACUAAGGUCAGCGAUAAUGUGUCCAAGGACAGUGAUAAUGGGACCAAGGACAACGAUAAUGGGACCAUAGACAGAGAUAAUGGGAGCAAGGACAGUGAGAAUAAGACCAAGGACAGUGAUAAUGGGACCAAGGACAGCGAUAAUGGGACCAAGGACAGU
Hemiscyllium ocellatum (epaulette shark) is the source of this 504-nucleotide messenger RNA. Its product is annotated as aspartate and serine-rich protein-like. The record is from RefSeq and is a predicted model, not a curated record. The transcript is spliced from 3 exons. The annotation marks the transcript as partial. NCBI's taxonomy places the organism in Eukaryota, Metazoa, Chordata, Chondrichthyes, Orectolobiformes, Hemiscylliidae.